CUUCACCACAAAACUCAUUGUGACUGAUUGCUUCACUCAUUAAAUCUCUCAUCCUCUUCUUCUGUCGACAUAUUAAAGUACGCGUACGCUUCUCAGCGAGCAAUUUGACUCGAGAUUUUGAAUAAAGACUCUCCACGGCCAAGGAUUCAACGUCUGCGCCCUUGGGUUGGAGAAGUGGGAAAAUCCACCACCACAACCACCACCACAACCACCACUCCACCUCCAUCGCUCCUCGUAUUCAUCAGCUACUUGAUUUCUAACGCCACCCUCCUCCAGCAUCAACUUUUUUUCCCGCUUGUCUACCUCUCUCCUUCAACAUCCACACCCGUUAAAAUGACCGUCCCACUGUCGCCUCGUCCUCUCCGUCCAAAUGAACGAAUCCUCACCAACGACCAAGGAGGAAUCGACACUCCAGCUCGGGCUCCAUCUCCCGUUCACAAUUUUGGCACCCUCGCCGUCCAUGCAGGAUCCCCACACGACCCCUCGACUGGAGCUGUAAUUGAACCUCUUUCUCUGUCCACCACCUUUGCACAGACUGCUGUGGGCAAACCUGUCGGUCUCUACGAAUACAGCCGUAGCUCCAACCCCAAUCGCGACAAUUUCGAGGAAGCCGUUGCUGCUCUGGAACAUGCCCGGUUUGCCCUGGCAUUUGCUUCAGGCUCAGCCACUACCGCCACCAUCCUCCAGUCUCUAGCUGCUGGUUCUCAUGUCAUUUCCGUCUCAGAUGUCUAUGGAGGAACCCAUCGCUAUUUCACAAAGGUCGCUCUCGCUCAUGGCGUUGAAGUCACCUUUUCCCCAUCAAUCGAACUAGACGUUGAGGAGCUGCUUCGCCCCCAGACUAAACUCAUCUGGAUUGAAAGCCCCUCCAAUCCAACUCUCAGCCUCGUCGACAUCCGCAAGAUCGCCACGGUCGCCCACAAACAUGGCAUCCUUGUCGUUGUCGACAACACAUUCUUAUCUCCCUAUGUCCAGAAUCCACUCGAUCAUGGCGCCGACAUUGUAAUCCACUCCGUCACAAAAUACAUCAACGGCCACUCCGAUGUAGUCAUGGGCGUCGCCGCAUUCAACUCUGACGAGCUCAAAGAGCGUCUCACCUUCUUACAAAACGCCAUUGGAGCCGUCCCCUCACCAUUCGACUGUUGGCUCGCCCAUCGAGGCUUGAAGACUCUUCACUUGCGAGCUCGCGAGGCUAGCAAGAACGCACUCGAAGUCGCCACUGCCUUGGAAGCAUCUCCCAACGUCAUCGCCGUCAAUUACCCCGGUUUGGCCUCUCACAAACAACGCGCUGUGGCUCUCAAACAACAUCGCGACGGCUUGGGCGGCGGUAUGCUCAGUUUCCGAAUCAAGGGUGGCCAUGCCGCCGCCGAGCGAUUCUGUCAAUCCACCAAAAUCUUUACUCUGGCUGAAAGUCUCGGUGGCGUCGAAAGUCUUUGCGAAGUCCCCAGUGCCAUGACUCACGCUGGCAUUCCCCAGGAGCAACGCGAGGCCAUUGGUGUCUUUGACGAUCUCAUCCGACUUAGCUGUGGUGUAGAAGAUGCGGCUGAUUUGAGAAAGGAUGUUCUGCAGGCUGUGGAAAAGGCUGUCGUCGGUCCUAAAAUCACAAAUGGUCUCAAUGGUGUUGUUGCGGAUCGGUUCAACAAGAAUGGCCAUCCUCCUACCAAAUGAAAACCGUUCGGGCAGAUGACGACAUCUUAAAUGACCUAUUCUCAUCUACGAAUGACUGGUCUCACGGAAGAGAAACAAACAGACUACGAGACUAUCUAUGACAUGUCCCCGUCAUACCAUACCAUACACCUUGGAACCGCGACUCUUGACACCCGACAUUGGCGCCAAGUUACUGGCUCAGAGUUCCAUCAUUCAUACCCAAAUCACACAGAAUUGAAACACAUACCUAUCUUCGUCUGUUCACGACCUAAGCGAUCAAAUACAAGGACAAUACGGGUGUCAUGGGGUUUCUCAGCGAAGGAACUCGCUGUACUGUCUUUGUAACAGAUCAAAACAAAACAAAUAAUAGAUUUCGAGAGAAAUGUUGAUGUUGAUGUUUAUGGGCUGCUUUCCCAUAUUGGUCGGUUUAGGAGGAUCAUAGAAAUCAAUACGAUGGAUCUUCACUUCACAUCACUUCACUUUGGGUAUUGUGUGUUGUAAUUCCGCUUUUAUCCCUACCUCAAUGUAGUUCCCUGGUAAAUCAUGGAUGGG
Exophiala mesophila is the source of this 2196-nucleotide messenger RNA. RefSeq lists its product as uncharacterized. The transcript has a single exon. Gene Ontology annotation, biological process: transsulfuration. The record is from RefSeq and is a predicted model, not a curated record. Lineage: Eukaryota; Fungi; Ascomycota; Eurotiomycetes; Chaetothyriales; Herpotrichiellaceae. Bases 334 to 1665 code for a protein of 443 amino acids. Gene Ontology annotation, cellular component: cytoplasm. Gene Ontology annotation, molecular function: pyridoxal phosphate binding; cystathionine gamma-lyase activity.